Necator americanus (New World hookworm) is the source of this 2067-nucleotide messenger RNA. RefSeq lists its product as uncharacterized. Lineage: Eukaryota; Metazoa; Nematoda; Chromadorea; Rhabditida; Ancylostomatidae. Bases 1 to 2067 code for a protein of 688 amino acids. The transcript has 2 exons. The record is from RefSeq and is a predicted model, not a curated record.
AUGUUACGCCGACGAGAUCGCCGACUUCUGCAGGAUUCAAAAGUCAUCCCUACAGACCAUGUCGCUGCCCAACACCAUCUGCUCGUUAUGGACUUGAAAAUCUCCCGUCCAAGGAAGAGACAUCCAAGGACUGAAACACAGCGCAUCAAAUGGUGGAAUCUGAAGGAUCGAAAGGAGGUAUUUUUCGCGUCCGUGGCUCCAUCUACACUUCCCCACCCUACUCGUAGUGUGGAGGAAAUGUGGUUGUCUACUUCCAGCGUUAUACGCUUGACCGCGGAAAACACUCUGGGAAAGACGACUCUAGGUAAGCCAAAGGUACAAAAGGCUACGUGGUUUUGGAACGAGGAAGUUCAGGCGGCAAUUCGUGAGAAGAAGUCCAAGUAUAAGCUCUGGUGGAGGACGCGUCAGCCUGAAGAUCGGGGUGCUUACCUAGCGGCGAAGAAGGAGGCUAAGAAGGCAGUCUCCAAGGCGAAGUCGGACCGCUACAAGGCUGUGUACGACAUGCUUGAUACCAGAGAAGGGGAGCGGGCAGUGUAUCGUUUAGUCAGAGCACGUCAUCGCUCAACGUUGGAUAUGGAGCACACCAAGAUCGUUAAGGGAGCUGAUGGAGCCGUUCUGCGCCGCUCUGGUCAGAUCCUGGAGAGGUGGCGAGAGUACUACAAUCACUUGUGUAACGAAGAGUUCUGUCAUCCUCCCAUCCCAACCGUUCCCAGCGUCGAGGGUCCUGUUCUACCAAUUACUGCCGUCGAAGUCAGUGCUGCCCUCGCAAAAAUGAAGUCGAACAAGGCAACAGGUCCUGAUGACAUACCUGUUGAUUUCUGGAAGCUGCUAGGAGAUCGAGGGUCCAUGUGGCUCGCAACUCUAUUUAACAAGAUCGUUGCAGAAGGACGGACACCAGACGUUUGGCAAACUUCCGUGACCGUGCCUGUCUGGAAAGGGAAAGGAGACAUUGCUGACUGCACCUCGUACAGGCCUAUACGACUGCUCUGCCAUACGAUGAAGGUUUUUGAGCGUGUCCUGGAAGCUCGUCCGAGGAAAAUUGUUAGCGUUUCACUCAACCAGUGCGGUUUUGUGAAGGACUGCAGCACUAUAGAUGCUAUCCAUGCUGUCCGAAUCCUCCUGGAGAAACAUCGAGAGAAGAACCGCAGUGUGCAUCUUGCUUUUCUCGAUCUCGAGAAAGCUCUCGACCGUGUCCCACAUGAGCUGUUAUGGAUGUCCAUGAGGUCGCAUAGAGUAUCAGAAGAAUAUGUGCGGUGGACGAAGCUGCUUUAUGCGAAGCCUACCAGCGUUGUACGAUGUGCUGUUGGAACAAGCAGGCCAUUCCCUGUACGAGUAGGGGUUCAUCAGGGUUCAUCCCUCUCUCCUCUGCUGUUCAUACUGUGUAUGGACACGAUAACGAAGGAAAUCCAGAAGCAGCAUCCGUGGACUCUACUCUUUGCCGACGAUGUCAUGCUCGCGUCGGAGUCUCGAGAUGAUCUUCAGAAACAAGUGCAGUCUUGGAAGGAUCAGCUGCAGCAAUAUGGAUUGCGCCUCAACACAUCAAAAACUGAGUACAUGGAGUGCGGACCAAGAAUAGAGGAUGGUUCAAUUCGUGUUGAUGGCACCGAAUUAAACAAGGUGAACUGCUUCAAGUACCUUGGAUCCAAAGUGACUUCCACAGGCGACAUUGAUCAAGAGGGUCGAGCACGUGUUAAUGCUGCAUGGAUGAAAUGGAAAAUGGCAACAGGGGUACUAUGCGACAAGAAAGUCCCUGUUCGACUGAAGUCGAAGACGGUACAGGACGGUUGUGCGUCCUGUUGCCCUUUACGGAUGCGAGUGCUGGCCGACAACGAAAGCCUUGGAAAGAGUGCUGCACGCUAUGGAGAUGCGAAUGUUGAGGUGGACGAUAGGUGUAACGCUAAAAGAGAAGGAGUGAGGCCGCGCGGGAGGCCAAAGAUUCGCUGGUUAGACCGUGUGAAGCUGGAUAUGAUAGAUGCACGUUUGUGUACGGCUGAUGCAAUGGAUAGAACCAAAUGGAAGACAAGAAGCAGAAAAGCGGACCCUGCAACAACGCGGGACAAACGCUAG